Messenger RNA from Zingiber officinale, 2271 nucleotides. Its product is annotated as protein MICRORCHIDIA 1-like. Bases 143 to 1987 code for a protein of 614 amino acids. The record is from RefSeq and is a predicted model, not a curated record. The transcript has 19 exons. Gene Ontology annotation, cellular component: nucleus. Lineage: Eukaryota; Viridiplantae; Streptophyta; Magnoliopsida; Zingiberales; Zingiberaceae. Gene Ontology annotation, molecular function: ATP hydrolysis activity.
GUCAUUGUUUCACCACCCAAUUCCGCGGUAGGGUUUGGAGCUUUCGAUCCUCUCUUGCUUCGCCGUUCGUCAGGGAUUCUCCGAACUCUCGGUGAGUUUCCGAUCGUGUUUUGUUUCACCUGCGAUCGGAUCCCACGCCACCAUGCCGCCGACCGAAUCUCCUGGCGACGAUAUGGUGGUCCUUGGGUCGCCAGCUGAUGGCGGCGUCAAUCGGGUAUGUUCCUUAGUGGCCCCCGAGGGAGACGAAGCGCAGAAGGGGCGCCGCGUUCUCGAAUGUCGCAACUUUUGGAGAGCAGGGGCGUAUGAAGUACGCUCAGGAGUCUCGCCUUCUGCUCGGCAUGCCGCGCAGGAGUCAUCUGAUUUUGAUCGAGCGCGCGUGCAUCCAAAAUUUUUGCACACCAACGCUACUUCGCACAAGUGGGCUUUUGGUGCUAUAGCUGAACUCCUCGAUAAUUCGGUUGAUGAGAUUCAAAAUGGUGCAACCUUUGUGAAGGUUGAUAAGGUCAGCAACUCAAAAGAUAACAGUCCUAUGUUACUUUUUCAAGAUGAUGGAGGGGGUAUGGACCCUGAAGGUAUACGACGAUGCAUGAGCCUUGGUUUUUCAACAAAGAGGUCAAAGACGACCAUUGGCCAAUAUGGAAAUGGCUUCAAAACGAGUACCAUGAGAUUAGGUGCUGAUGCAAUUGUAUUUAGUCGUGCUAACCGCGGAGGCAAUGUAACAUUGUGCAUUGGCCUGCUGUCGUAUACAUUCUUGAGAAGAACAAUGAAAGAUGACAUUAUUGUUCCUAUGCUUGAUUUCCACAUAGUGAAUGGUCAGAAAACACCAAUAAUCUUGAGUUCACAAGAUGAAUGGGAUAGUAGCUUGAAAGCCAUCCUUGAUUGGUCCCCCUUUUCUUCAAUGGAGGAACUUUUGCUACAGUUUGAAGAUAUGGGGCUGCAUGGAACCAAAGUAGUGGUUUAUAACUUGUGGAUGAAUGAUGAUGGACUCCUGGAAUUGGACUUUGAUGAUGAUGAUCAGGAUAUAUUACUGAGAGAUCAAGCUUACAGUGGAGGCUUUACAAGAGCUAACAAAGAGGUUGUCCAUUGCCAUGUCUCUUCUAGGCUUAAAUAUUCUCUGCGGGCUUAUGCUUCCAUUCUCUAUAUGCGGAAAUUCUCAAAUUUUCAUAUUAUCCUAAGAGGCAAACCCGUUGAGCAAGUUAGUAUUGCAGAUGAGUUGAAAUUUAUAAAAACAAUUACAUAUAAACCCCAAGUGGGUAUGGAUGGAGAAAGUGUGUCUGUGAGGAUUACAAUUGGCUUUGCAAAGGAGGCUCCUGUUUUAGGAAUUUUUGGUGUUAAUGUGUACCAUAAGAACCGUCUUAUUAUGCCAUACUGGAAAGUUGUUCAGGAAGGUUCAAGCCGUGGGAGGUGUGUUGUUGGAAUUUUUGAGGCCAACUUCAUCGAACCUGCCCAUGAUAAGCAGGAUUUUGAAAGGACACCCUUGUUCAUUCGCCUAGAGUCAAAGCUUAGACAAAUAAUUCUUGAAUAUUGGAAAUAUAAUUGUCAUAUGAUUGGUUAUCAAUCGAUUGAUAUAACUACAGAGAAACGAAAACUGAAGGAAUCUGAGAAGCACUCUGACAGGCAUGCAUCAAAAGUACAACUCAAAGUGCCUACACCAAUUGGAGUUGCAUGUGCUGACGGUUCACAUUUACAACCCACUGGUCAGACACAUGCUCAAUCUCAUGACACCAUGCCCAUAUCAGGAGAGGAUGAUGACGAUAUCGAAAUUAUUGAUGUCCAGGAUCCAAGUUUGAUAAAAAAAAUCACUGAAGAGAAUAUACAGCUUUUCAUGAGGCGCGAAGAACUCCAGCAAACAACCAAUCAGUUGAGGAGAACUGUCGAGGAAUUGGAACAUGAACUAGCGGAAGUGAAAAAGAAGUGUUCUCAGCUUGCUGCUGAUUUGCAGAUCAGAGGGGGGAAGCAGCAUAUCCUAGGAACGAACCAAUCUUAAACUCAACCCUGAAUGAGAUCUGAUGUGCUUAUUUUUGUCCGAGAGCUGAACAAUGCGGUAAUGGUAGUCUAGAGAUGGUGGUUGUAUAGUUUGUCGUGUAAUGAUAGAUUAUUUACGCCCUCAAGUUGUCAAUCUGUAUUUUACUUUAUUUAUUCGAGUGGAAAAUGACAAAUUUGAAAAGUAGGGAAAAAAUAAAUAUAAUCGUAGGCGGACGAUCUGAUUCAACAGUUGAAGAAGAUUGAUCUAAGUUUUGAAUUGUUUAAAUUAUAUAAUAUUUAGAUUAA